UUGUUAUAAGAUGGCAAAUAUGUCGUACGCCUUGAUCGUCUUUCUUAUACUAAUUCAAUUUUCGUGGGUAAAGUGUUACGAAGUAUCGUAUUGCGACGAUGAAAACAGUCGACAAUUAGAAUAUUCCGUCCAAAGAUUUGAACCAUAUCCAAUCAAUAGCAACAAGCCGUUUACUGUUUGGAUAGAUUGGAAUUUUCGAGAAAACAUGCCGUGCAGUGCUUUAUUUCAUUUAACUGCUGUAAAAUCCGGCGAAGACAAGAGCAAAUGCGAUAAGAACAUGACAUUAUCUGUGUCACAGGUGUUCCAAAUGAUUAAGCAAUGUAUGAAAGAUAAAAAUGCCGAAUACUUUUGUAUUAACAAUCCAUCUGACUUUAGGAACUUUGGAAAUCGAAACAUGCGUCAAGUUGAAAAGGGACCAAUGCAGAUGUGCGUCACUAUACCCAAAAUUUUUGUACCGGGAUUCUACGACAUUUAUGCGGAAGUACUAAAAACGGAGCACAAGGUUAUAUCUUGCUGUAAAUUUCAAGGAAUAGAAUUCAAAUAAAUGUAUAUUCUUGUUUCCACGAAUAAAGUAACUUGACACUGC
Centruroides sculpturatus (bark scorpion) is the source of this 586-nucleotide messenger RNA. RefSeq lists its product as uncharacterized. NCBI's taxonomy places the organism in Eukaryota, Metazoa, Arthropoda, Arachnida, Scorpiones, Buthidae. Bases 11 to 544 code for a protein of 177 amino acids. The record is from RefSeq and is a predicted model, not a curated record. The transcript has 4 exons.